AUGAAAAAUUUGCGCGAAUCGCUAUCAGAAUUAAUCACUAAGCAAUUGCAAGAACUUUUAAGAAAAUACGGAUUACCACAUUGGUAUAAUUUAAAAGUAAAUUUAAUUGACCGGUUAGAGAAAUUCAUGGAAAAUUCAGAGAAAAAUUGGAAAUCUGAAUUAAAAAAUAACGAAAUAACACUAAAUACAGAAGAAAAAUUAGUGAACGCGAACAAUAAUAAUACGAUCAAGAGCGACGCGGCGGACGGUGAAACAUUAAACAUGUCAAGUGAACAGGUACAAAAUAAUAUAAACUUUAAGGAGGUCGAAGAAUCGCUAGAAUUGUUCGAUGGUGAGUCAAAUAAAAAAAUAGAGGACUGGUUGCUUGAUUUCGAAAGCAUUUCGGUAGUGUGUAAAUGGAAUCAAGUACAAAGAUUCCUAUAUUGCAAAAGAUUAUUACGUGGGGCUGCAAAGUUGGCUGUGGAAGCAGAAACUGGCGUCAACAGUUGGGAGAUAUUAAAACGAACUCUUAGAACUGAAUUUCGUUGCCAGGAAUUGGAAAACUUGCACAAAAAAUUGGAAAAUAUGAAAAAGCGAAGUAACGAAUCUUUCUUGGAAUAUUUUUAUAAAAUGAAAAAAGUUGCUUCUAGAGGUACAGUCGAAGAAACACACUUGAUUGAGUACAUUAUAGCACGCAUACCAGAUAGUUCACUAAACAAGGCCACACUCUAUCAGUCUUGUACUCUUGAGCAGCUAAAAAUUAACCUCAAAGCUUAUGAGAAGUUUAAGGCCGAUCAGGAGAAGAAAAAAAGAUGCCAAGGUCGAAAUAAUUACGACAACUAUUAUAGUGGAAAUCAGGUCAAUAAAAGAUGCAAUAACUGUGGAGCGGUGUCACACACAACACAACAUUGCCCAAAUAGGGGAAGAGGAAGAAGAUAUUUUAAGUGCAAUGAAUUUGGUCACAUUGCCACAAUAUGUCAAAAUAAUACAAAUUUUAGACGGCCUGUAAGCCAACAAAAUCCAAAUCAAGCGCGUAGUUCAGCAUCACGAAUUGAUAGAGUGCAGCUCUCGGAUUUUACAUUAAAAAUUCAAAUAUUGGAGCAGUCAUUCGAAGCUCUGGUAGAUACUGGUAGUGAUAUUAAUAUAAUAACACAACGCGCAACAGAAUGUUUGGGUGUCGAAGGAUUCAAUGGACCAGUACCUGACUCUUGGGUAAAUACUGACGUGAUUUUAGGUAAAGGAUUUUUGCGAUGUGCAACAGUUCUAAUAGACAAAGGUGAAAUCAUCACAUAUAAAAACAAGACCAGAGACGAUGUUGAAGCGGGCUCACAUAUAAAUUUAAUAUGUAUUUCUGAUGUCACCGAUGCGGAAGAUCUUUCAAACAUAAAAAAUUCUUUGCUACGGGCGGAUCCACGAAGAUUAGCACAGACAGAAAGGGACUUCGUUCAGUUUCAGAUUCAGGAAUGGUUAGAAAAUGGAAUAAUUCAAGAAAGCUCAUCGAAUUACGCAAGCCCAAUAGUGUUAGCGCGGAAAAAGGAUGGCAGUUACCGAUUAUGCGUCGAUUAUAGGAAGCUAAACUCCAAGGUAAUUCGUGACAGACACCCUCUGCCAAAUUACGAAGAGAUACUGGAAGGAUUAUAUAACGCAACUGUAUUUACUACAUUAGACUUAUGUAAUGGUUUCUUUCAUGUCAAUGUCGAUGAAUUGAGUAUGAAAUAUACGUCGUUUGUCAUACCAGAUGGACAGUACGAGUUCCGCAAAGUACCUUUUGGUCUAUGUAAUUCACCUGCGGCAUUUCAGAGAUAUAUAAAUACGAUAUUUCAAAAUUUAAUAAAAAGGAAGAUUGUUUUGGUUUAUAUGAAUGACUUGAUCAUCCCCGCUGAUGAUGAAGAAGAUGGAGUUAGGAAGCUUAAAGAAGUGUUAUUCGUAGCCGAGAAUCACGGUCUAUUAAUAAAAUGGGAAAAGUGCGCCUUCUUAAGAAAAAGCGUGGAGUUUUUAGGGCACUUAGUAGAACACGGUGAAAUACGGCCUUCAGAAGAGAAGAUCAGAGCAGUAAAAAAAUUUCCAACUCCUAAAAAUUUGCACGGAGUUAUGAGCUUUUUAGGACUCACAGGAUUUUUUCGUAAGUUUAUAAAAGGAUACGCUUUGGUAGCUAAACCACUAACAGAUCUCACAAAGAAACACGAAUCGUUCGUGUGGGGUGAAAUACAAAACAAUGCGUUUGUCCUACUAAAGGAGAGUUUAUGCUGUGAUCCAGUUUUAAAGCUUUUCAAUCCUACUCUUCCAACCCAACUUCACACCGACGCGAGUAAGGAAGGCUACGGAGCGGUAUUAUUACAAAAACAUGGUAACAAAAACUACCACCCCGUAUUUUACCUUAGUUACAAAACAAAAGCUGCAGAAAAAAAUUAUUGCAGCUACGAUUUGGAAGUAUUAGCAAUUGUAAUAGCAUUGAAAAAACUACGAAUUUACUUAUUGGGUAUGUCCUUUGAAAUUUUUACUGACUAUAAAGCUUUCCAACAGACAAUGGAUAAGAAUACAUUAAAUAGUAGAGUUUCAAACUGGGCUAUGCAACUGGAAGAGUUUUAUUGCAAGGUGAGCCACCGAUCAGGUAGCAGCAUGCGACACGUUGAUGCAUUGAGUCGUUAUCUCGUCGUAUUGCAGGUAGAGGAUGGUAUAGUGUUAACUGUUAAAAAAGCGUAA
Messenger RNA from Teleopsis dalmanni, 2682 nucleotides. RefSeq lists its product as uncharacterized. The transcript is spliced from 3 exons. NCBI's taxonomy places the organism in Eukaryota, Metazoa, Arthropoda, Insecta, Diptera, Diopsidae. Bases 1 to 2682 code for a protein of 893 amino acids. Gene Ontology annotation, molecular function: nucleic acid binding; zinc ion binding; aspartic-type endopeptidase activity. Gene Ontology annotation, biological process: proteolysis. The record is from RefSeq and is a predicted model, not a curated record.